CGCCGGCGUCGACAUCUGUCAAAAUCACUCGCUCAAGGUCAGGCCUUGUUGUUUUCAUAACAACAGGCGAAGGAAAAAAGUGAACUCGUCAUCCCGUCAUCCCCGUGUAGUAGUGAUAAGGGGGUUUUGGUGCAAAUUCGAUGAAAACUCCCUUUUUUGUAUGCGCUUUUCUUGGCCACGGUACAAACUAACCCGUACCGCUCGCGGGUAGUGACAGUUCUUCGAUCUGGUGUGAGCUAUGGUCCGUUACUGUUCGACGGAUGCGUAGAGAGGAAGCCGGAGAUCGCACACGCUUACGGCUGUUUCCAUUGUGAUUACGCGCCGUGAAUAACUGAACCGAAACGUGGUGUACGAUGCGUUUCACUACCGUUGCCUUUUCGCUGAUCGUUUUUAUCGUGGUGUUUUCGAUCUUUGUUGCAAACCUUGCGAAUUUGAUCGGCAUCGACAAGCAGCUAAGUAACCGGCUCGAUGCCGCCUCGCACGAUGGACAGCUGCGACACUCCAAGCAGCUAAAGUUGGACGAUCAGCACAACCAUUUGAUGUGGUUCUUGCAGGUUUCCGAUAUACAUAUAAGCAUGUACCUGGAUCCGGCCCGUGUGCCACAGCUGAUCGAGUUCUGCAACCGUACGGUCGACAUAAUCGCACCGUCCGUAGUGCUGGCGUCCGGCGAUCUUACGGACGCCAAAACGUCCAACUUUCUUGGUUCCCAGCAGCACGAACAGGAAUGGCGCUGGUACCACGAAGUGCUGCGUGACACGAACGUGUUGAACAAAACGGUUUGGCUGGACAUCAGGGGCAAUCAUGACAACUUUAAUGUGCCCGCGUUGCAAGCACGCCAGGAUCUGUUCACGAACUAUUCGGCACAAGGCAAACGUCAUACCCGUUCCUACAUGCAGCAGCUGGAGGCCGGUGGCGAACGGUACGCAUUCAUUGCGGUUGACGCCUGUUUGGAUCCGGGACCGAAACGACCGUUCAAUUUCGUCGGAAUGCUGUCCCGGAAUGAGACGCAACAUUUGAUCAAUCUUGCCGAGCGAUCGCGCGAGCUGGAAACGAACUACACCAUUUGGUUCGGGCACUAUCCCACGUCGUGCAUCCUCACGCCGGGUUUGGGUACGGGCGGCAUCCGCAACCUGAUUGGACGCUACCGGGAAGCUUACGCGUACCUGUCCGGUCACUUUCACACGCUCGGGGGAGCAGUGCCACGAAUGUAUACGCUGCAGGAGGAGGGCUUUCUCGAGCUGGAGCUUGGCGACUGGAUGCGCAACCGGCGCUAUCGUUUGGCGGCGUUCGAUCAUGGCCUGUUCUCGUUCGUCGACGUUCACCACAACCAGUGGCCGGUGGUGCUGGUAACCAACCCGAAGGACGCUUUGUUUAACAUUCCGGGCAAGGAAGAUCUGCAGUCGAUCAGGGAUUCUACCCACAUACGGAUGCUUAUCUUCUCGCCGGCCAAGAUUGUGGAGUGUCAGGCCAAAAUUGAUGGGGCCGGUUGGCAGGAUUGUAAACGCGCCAGCCAUCAACUGUUCGUGGUGCCCUGGGAACCGGCCCGCUACAAGCGGGGAUUGCACAAGCUGCUGAUCUACGUGCUGGACGCGGACGGACGGAGCCGUGUGGUGGAGCAACAGUUCACGCUGGACGGAUCCCGGUUGCAGUUUGAUUUCCUCGCGAAGCUGGUGCUGAUGUACGACACGAACAAAGUUUUCCAAGCGUUCUUCAGCGUGGCGCUGAUCAUUUAUCUGGUACCGUUGUGUGUGUUCCGAAUAUGGCAUACAUUGGUGCGAAGAGGCAGUUUGACAAGGCCCCGACUCCGGACAUUAUGCUGCGGAGGUUGGAUUCGCAAGAUGUGGAUACUAUCGACCGUGGAUCGUUUAAUGUUUCCGAUCGUCGGAUACUGUCUGUACCUAACCUGCGGCCCGUGGUCCAUCGGCGAGGUGAUCGAUGGCCACAUGGGAGUGGUGUUUGUGUGGGGUAUUUUUGUGAAUAAUGCUUUUCUGCCGGGCACGCUCACGUAUCUGUACGGGUUCUUUCAACUGAUGCUCUGCCAGCUGCCGCUCACCAUCAUAUUUGCCAACAAUGUUGUGCGACGCUUUUACCGUCGUUCCGGAGAUAAGAGUUAUGGCUGGCUGAUGGCGUUAUGGAAAAAUUCUGCAUUUAUUCUUAUUAUGACCGUGGAGGUAUUACUGGCGGCAAUAUUUUGGAACUCGUACGGACUGCUGGCGUUCAUCAUUACACCGCUCCGUGCGUGGUCGAUAGUGUUGAAUCUGAUCCUGUGGUACCAAUCGCGCUACAUUCCGGAAAAAUGUUUACGUUCCGCAUCGGCUGUUUGGUCGUCUACGGAACCCAAACUUUCAUCCCUAGCCCACUAAACGGACCAGACGACUGACUGUUCCAAUGCAUAGCGAAUGGUAUUACCAUUUGCAUAGUUGUGUGUGUGUGUGGGUGUGUUUCAAACUUUGUCAAAUCCCGACUGGACUGCACGUUGCCUUCUCUUGUCUGAAGCUGUAUUCAGCUGGAACCAUGUUUGUGCUACAUGUCGUUUGGACAAAUUUAGAACAACCCUAUUCUACGGGUGACCUGCACCGAGUAUGAUUAGCGGUAGUUGAGGGCGCAUAGUUUUCAUACCCUUUCCUUCACACUAGUCAUCUUUGCAAUGAAGAAACAAUCAAAUUAGAAGAAGAAGAGCAGCACAGGGAAAACCCUGUCCGAUGAACACAUAACGAUUAUCAUACAACCUACUAUCAAUGUGCAAACUUUAACCCGCAAUACCGCGCACGCCGGGUAUCACGGUAAUGAAAAUCGAAACUAACCAUUAUAAACAACCACCGUCACAUUACCAAAAAAAAGUAACAAAAACUGUAGGUUAAAAUGAAAAAAAUGUAUUGCAAUUUUUUAAAAGCAAUAUUCUAAUUGCUAUUUAGCGUGUGUAAAGGAUGUUGUAGCAUAGUAAAUGUUUAGAAAUGGUAGCCAAAUGGUCGUUUGGCAGGCCAAUGCUAGUGAAAGCGUAGUUGAUGUAGCAACUGUAGACAAGUAUUAAUAUGUGACUGGUGUUUUUCGUGUGUGGUGUAAAACUAAUCCUUUUUGUUGGCCGUUUUGUUACUACAAAUAUACUGUACACUGUUAUGUGAGAGUCUAAUAAAAUGUGUCAAUCCAAUCAAA
Anopheles stephensi (Asian malaria mosquito) is the source of this 3153-nucleotide messenger RNA. Its product is annotated as transmembrane protein 62-like. The transcript has 4 exons. The coding region runs from base 354 to 2363 and encodes 669 amino acids. Gene Ontology annotation, molecular function: hydrolase activity. Lineage: Eukaryota; Metazoa; Arthropoda; Insecta; Diptera; Culicidae. The record is from RefSeq and is a predicted model, not a curated record.